ACUUGCAACACAUGUCUCACCAGAAGAUCCAAAUAUCUAUUGAUGAACUGUUGGAGACAUUUGUCUUACAAUCGACUCAAUACUAUACUCAAUGAGGAGGAAGUUGUCAAAGACAAGAGUCUAUUACAUGAGAAACGGAGCGAUAAUGGCACGAAAACCCCCAAAAAGACCUCGAAGAAUAUUUUGCCAUCGGAUGAGUUUCACUUAUCUAUUUUGGGCAAUGGAUCCAAAGGCAACCCAAGAGCUCUGUAUGUAUGGACCAAUGGAAACACCUAUCUAUUCAACUGCGGUGAUGGCACACAAAGAAUGGCAAACGAACACAAACACAAAUUGUCAAAACUGGAGAAUGUAUUCAUAACUCGACGGUGUGUUGAAAACAUGAGUGGAUUGAUUGGUCUGGCGCUCACCUGUCAGGACAUCGGUGUCUCUCACAACGGCCUUACACUCCACGGCCCACUGGACACCGAUUGUCUCAUCAAUCGUUAUCACGACAUCUCAGCCGAAGUGAAAAUACAAACCAAUAGUUAUAUUGAUUACAAUUUCGAGGACACAGAUCUUGUGGUCAAAUGUGUACCCAUUUAUCCUUCUGUUGCGGUCGAGAAUAGUGUUAAGACAUCGAAAACAUUAUCAAAAGAUCCAAACGAUAUCUCAUUCGUAUAUAUCUGUAAACUAAAGGACAGACCG
Molecule: messenger RNA, 684 nt
Organism: Oppiella nova
Lineage: Eukaryota; Metazoa; Arthropoda; Arachnida; Sarcoptiformes; Oppiidae
Source: the annotation of a GenBank genome assembly